AUGGUCGGGGCGCGGGGCGCUCGCGCGCUCGCGGUGGCCCUGCUGGCGGCGGCUCGCCUGUUGCCCGUGGCGGCAGCGGCCGCCGCCGCCGCGGAGGACCCAGCGGCUCCCGACGAGGGCGCAGCGGCGCACCACCCGCACGGCGGCCACGCGAAGGCGGAGCAUCUGGAGCGCGCCGUGGCCAAUCAGAGCGACGAGCCAGCGUCUCCCGACGAGGGCGCAGUGUCGCACCACCCGCACGGCGGUCGGGCGAAGGUGGAGCAUCUGGAGGGCGCCGCCGCCAACCAGAGCGACGAGGCCGUGCCCCACGGCGUGCCCAAGAAGAAGGAGGAGAAGAAGAAGAAGAAGAAGACCAGCACCACGACCCACACGAUCACCAGGACCCUGACCAGCACCACGACUCACACGAAAACGAUGACCAGCACCACCGCGACCCGCACCACGACGACCCGCACCACGACGACCCGCACCACGAGCACUACCACCUCACGCACAACCACCACCACCAGCACGCGGACAGCAACCAGUACCACGGUUACGGUCACCACCACCACAACUUCAACAACUUCGGUGACAUCCACGACCACCACGACAAGCACAAGCACGUCUACGACAAGCUCAACUACGACAAGCACGUCCACAACGACCACGACGCGGCCUCAUGUUUUCGGAGGCGCGGCGACAAGGGACGCGUUCGAGGAGUGGCUUAAAGUGUGGCGUGGCAUGUAUAUCGACGGAACGCCGUGUGGCACGGUGACGUGCCUCGUUCCAGAGAUGGACGACGCGCUGAUGCCGUCGGAACUCCAGGGGGUCCGCGCGAAGGUUCUGGUGUCCAAGGGCGGCGUCGCCUCCGGCGUGGUGACAGAAGGCAUGGGCUACGCCAUCAUGGUCGAGGGAUUCCUGGCAGUCGAGGGGCGCAAUGAGUCCAUUGAGCUCGGCCUGGGGCUGAUGAAGAGCUGGAUGGGCAUGACUUUCGGACCAGAGGGCUGCGGGAACCCCCGCGGUGGGGGGUCUCCGGUCAGCCCGCUUGAGCACGACCCCAAGGUGGUCACGAAAGUUGACUCUGGGAAGUGCCCGAAGACAUCAAAAUGA
This is a messenger RNA of Prorocentrum cordatum, 1092 nucleotides long. The record is from the annotation of a GenBank genome assembly. NCBI's taxonomy places the organism in Eukaryota, Dinophyceae, Prorocentrales, Prorocentraceae.